Messenger RNA from Chelonia mydas (Green sea turtle), 5631 nucleotides. It is a transcript of the gene IL34, whose product is annotated as interleukin 34. The coding region runs from base 585 to 1370 and encodes 261 amino acids. The record is from RefSeq and is a predicted model, not a curated record. Gene Ontology annotation, biological process: positive regulation of macrophage differentiation; positive regulation of protein phosphorylation; positive regulation of monocyte differentiation. Lineage: Eukaryota; Metazoa; Chordata; Testudines; Cheloniidae. The transcript has 7 exons. Gene Ontology annotation, molecular function: macrophage colony-stimulating factor receptor binding; cytokine activity.
UGCCCCGCCUCCCCGGUGCGCGAGCUCCAGCCCAGCCCCCAGAGCCCAGCGGCGGGACGGGGGCUGGCGGCCGCAGACCGCCCCGGGGUCCCUCCGUGCGCGAGGCGCUCCCCGGCCGCCGCGAGACGCCCCCUGCCUGGCCCGCAGGCGGCCGCUAGAGCCCAGCUUCAGACGCAGACGGGGCAGACGGAGGAUAACACUAGCAUUGCCCCCCCCCCACAGCCUCGGGGAUCCGCAGCCUCCAGCCCUUCACCCUAGACCCCACGUGCAGUGGGGCUGGGUCGUUCAUUCCUCCUGGCACCUUGCGAUGGGACCACGUUGGCAGCAGCUUUUCGCCCAAUUGCAGCAAACACGCACGGCACCCUAGAGAGGAGGGGAGAGCCCCUCACCCAGGGAAGGAAUCGGCCUCCCUGGGUUGCAGGGAGCCUGCAGGUCCUUCCGCGGCAGCAGUGUACUGGGGCACCCCCUGGUCUCUCUCCAUGAAUCGCUGCUCCCCGCACGCGGGAGGCUGUUCCCGCUGACACAGCCAUUGUCAUGUAGGCCGGAUUGUCCAUCUGCUCGCUGCCCAGACACACGCCAUCAGCAUGCAGCGGGGCUACGCACCCUUCCUCUAUUUCGUGGCUGUCCUGGGGCUGGAGGCUGCAAUGCAGAAGGAAUGCAGGAUUAUCGAGGCUCUCCAGAACAAGCUGACGUAUCAGCAACGGCUCCAGUACAUGAAACACUAUUUCCCCAUCAACUAUACCGUGAAUGUCCAGUUCGAAGAGGUUCUCAAGGCGGCCAACAUUACCAGGCUGCGGGAUCAGAACGUCAGCGAGCUGUCCCUGCGCUAUCUCUGGCUGAGUGUGAACUCCCAGGUGCUGCUGAAGAUCUGGGCUGUGCUGCUGGAGAGGCACCCGUCCUGGGAGUACACCCAAGAUCUCUGCCGCCUCUUUGAGCAGCUGGCUGAGGAGUACGAGAGCUACAACCAGGGGAACGUGGACGCAAAUGUUCAGGACGUGGUAGAGCAGGUUCUCGCUGGCGACGCGGGGAGCAGCCAGAAGGCCGUGCCCCCCAAAGCCCUGCUGGAUAACUGCGUCAAGGUCAUGUGGCUGCUGUACAGCGAAUCAUUUGACCUGUUGGCUGGCGGGACUUGGCCUGACGGUGUGGGGAGGCUCCAGUCCAAACUGAUGAACCAGCCAAGGGAGCCCCAGAACUCAAAGGGGAAAAAAGGUCAAGCCCAUUGGGACAGGCUGCCUGCCAUCCCACAAGCUGUCUCGGGCUCUCCCUCCCCAGCAGUAGCAACGGGGAGCCUCUUUCUCAGCCAGGAUCGGGCCCCUGGAAGUCUGUAUUUUCUCCCACAGCCACCGCACCUGGCUUCCUGGGGAGAAUGAGAGAAGCCAAUUCGAACAACUGAAGGGGGCGCCAAUCCCACCCUCGCAGCCUGGCGGGACGUGUGGGGUUUGGUUUGGUUUUGGUUUUUGCAGGCUUGUGUGUCAGUACAGGGAAGCUGGCAAGGAGGCAGGUUCCUACAGGCUGAAUGCGCCCAGUCUUGUCUGAUGUCGGAAGCUGAACUCUUGUGGUCCUGGUUAGUACUUGGUUGGGAGAACAUCUGGGAAUCCCAGGAGGUAUAGGCAGAGUUUCUUUAUAAUUCUUUCUUCCUGUUGCAAUUGUUCUUUUUGCUUUUUUCUUUCCCCCCGUCUCCCCUCGGCCCACCACAGCUGACACCUGUGUCUCACCAAUAUGACCAGGAGCACAGGGAUCCACCUGGGGAAGCAGGCCUGGAUCCCUGGAUAACUCAGCUUCCAUCCUGAGCCCCUGGCUCCACAGGCAGGGUGAGGUCAGAGGUCCCAGCCAGACUGGGCAGAAUGAAGGAGGAAGGGAGUGCCUGCAUAAGGUAAAAUUUGUUCUCUGGAUCACCUGAAACAGAAUCAACUUGAGGUAUCCAUGGCACUUGGGGGGAAAGGUCUGGUACCCCUGGGACUCCAUCUUCCCCACCAGAGGUACAGAGAGCCACUUCAAAACUACCAGUAGCCACCCAUGCCUAGCCAAGCCUGAGAGGGAAUUAGAGCAGGGGAGCAGGUGUUGAUCCACCCCCCCACACACACAAUUUCCUCCAAAGGAGACCCCGACUUCCAAAACCACCUGAGGACUCCCUGGCACUUGGGAGCACUUACCUAGGUCUUUGGGCUCAUAUCCUUCCCACCACCGACCUGUGGCACCCCUCCAAACUAAGCAGGGUGCACCCAGGUCAAACAGAGAGGGGUGGAUCAAUUCCCACAGUGCACUUUUGUCCCCUAGUAAGAAUCACAGAAGCUGGAUGUACACGAGAAGGGUUUAUUUACAGAGAAUGACCAGUAGAAGUUUGGUAACGUUGAAAACAAGCACCCAAGCAAAGACCUGGCUUUCCUGUGUAUUUGGGCAGUGGUAAUGUGUAUCUCACCUUUUCCCUUGCCUGCUGCUGGUUCUGCAUCUCUUCUGUGGCCUCCACUUGCCUUGGGACUGCAGUAAUUUUUGGAUGAAUUGAUGAGUCAGUCAAAGGGAACCAUGCUUCCAUCUACCGCAGCUUGAACUACUAGCAGGCUGGAUACAAGUGAGAGCUGGACAUUUACAAAGGUGCAGUGAAAGUCUCCUAAUGUCUGGUGGAAGAUAACGUAAGAAUUGUGCACAGUCUACUGUAUUACAUGGAAGUGCAAUUUCUUGUGCCAUGCCAGGGUUCUUGUGGUUGCAUUAUUAUCACAUUCUGGGGUGCAAUCCAGACCACCGAGGGGCUGUGCAACCUUGAGUGCCUCAUAAUGGUUUGCUGUUGUAGCAUCUAACCUGAGCUGCUUAUAAACCACCUACAAGCACGCAGGUAACAUCCUGAGUGUCUGUGUAGAGCUGCAGCCUGCUAGCAACACUCCAGUCACUCUCUGGCUUCCACCAGCCUGGGUUACUAAUUGCAGGGUGACCUCAACACACUCCCAGUCCCAAAUUUUCCCCAAAACUUGUGUUCUGCACUGUCCAGCCCUCUCCUGGACAGUUCAGAUAUUACAGGUCCAUUGCCCUUAUAAAGGGUCAAUAUUUAACAGUUUGGUAACUUAGAAGCACCAGACUCACCCAGAUGGGCCCUCCUCUGUCAGGUGGCUAAUUAAGCACUGCAGGCCCAAGUUGUGCAGCUGACCUCAGACAACCAAUGACUGCAGGAGCAAGUGAGGCGGUUUAACGCUGAGAAUCCUCUGCUGUGAACCAAGCAUGCAGUGCCUUACCCCAAGCAGGGACCUGCAAUACCAUUGCCCCAGUGGUUUGACAGGAAAUGCCGGCAGUUCUGGGGGUCCAUGAACCAAUGCCAUCUUCUAUUUCUGAUGUGUCCUCCAAUUUAUGUGUUCUGAUGUGUCCUCUGACUAGGUCAAGGCGGCCCUGGUAAUCGGCCUGCUGAUAGGAGAUGCGUUCGACGAGGCUAGAAUGAAGGGAGAAGAAAGGGGCUGGCCUGCAGCCUCUCAGGCCACGUACCAGAACUCCAGCUUCUGUACCACCUGCCAAACCCAUGCAGGCCAAUCUGGCUCGCCAGCAACUCACAUCUGAAGAAAAGUACUAUCUGUGCUUCUACGGUGAUGAAACUGGCCAUGCCAUCUUUCACCUGCCCACUCUGAACAGCAUGGGGAAACAAGAUGACCCAGGUCCAGUGGGGGAUUAUGACUGGAACUUGAGAGAAGGAAACUUCGCUGUACCCUAGUUCUCACUGAGCUGCACCCUGAACCCCAACACAGGCUUCUCAUUUGCAGGUGCCUAUCCAGCUGUACAGCCUGGGGGACCCCUGACAGAUUCCCCUCCAACAGGCCCUUAUUGAUUCUGAAGCAGUGGAGAAUUUCAUGGAUGCAGCUGCAGCUCAGAUCCUACAGAUAGCCCUGCUACGCAAGACACAGUCAAAACUAUUGAGGGGUCCCCACUGUCCUCAGGUCCAGUUGUGAAGGAGACUGUCCCCCGGAAGGCCAAGGACAGCAUUUAUUCCCGUUAUUCAAGGACACAGAGAAAUGACCCAAUUCGGUGUGAUCCAUUCCCCGCAUGCUCCCCUCAUUCUUGGCAUCUCCUGGCUGAUCCUUCAUGACACCCUCAUUCACUGGAGAGAACAGAAAUUCACCUUCCCAUCAGAAUUCUGCCAACAGCAUGGCCAGGGACCAAUGAACAUUUCACUCAGAGACAAAAAGGCUGGAGUAGGGGUAGUUGCCUGCAUUGAAACACCUACUGGGGGAAUUACGGAACUUCCCCCCCAAGCACUGUGACUACACUGACAUCUUGGAGAAGAACGAAGCAGAAAACCACCCCCCACAUCGGGACUAUGACUGUCCCAGAGAACUUCAGCCAGGGUCAAAGAUACGAUUUGGACAAAUACAAAUGUCAUGCCCAAAUUGGCAGCAUUGCGAGAAUAUCUCCGAGAGAGCCUGGUCUGGGGGUUCAUCCGCAAAUUGACUUCACCAGUCAGCACCCGGGUGCUUUCCAUUAAAAAAAAAAAAAAAAAAAAAAAGGAUGGAAGCCUCCACCUCUGUGUCAAUUAUCGAACACCCUAAAUCAAAUCACAAUCCAGAACCACUACCUGCUACCCCUGAUCCUUGAGUUGUUGGACCACAUGGGUGCUGCCUGCAUUUGCCCAAAACUAGAUUUUCAUGGAGUUUACAAUCUCAUCUGUACCUGAGAAGGUGACAAAUGGAAGACCACCUUGCAGACCCACUACAGCCACUUCAAAUAUUUAGUUAUGCCAUUAGGACUGACUGAUGCUCCAGCAACAUUCCAGCAUUUCAUUAAUGAUGUGCUAUGAGAACUACUGGACCAGUUUGCGGUAGUGUACUUAGCUGACAUAUUGAUGUUCUUGGAUGACCUGGACCAACACACCACUUAUGGCAGCACAGUCCUGGAGAGACUACGAGAACAUGGUCUGUACACUAAACUAGAGAAGUGAGCAUUUGAUUAUACCUCAACAGAAUUCCUGGGUUUCAUCCUGCCCAUAGAAGGCAUCAAGAUGGAUCUGCACAAGGUCCAGGCUGUCAGUGACUGGGCAUCCCCCCGCAAUUUGCGAGCCCCUCACUGCCCUACUCUGAAAAAAUGCCAAGUUCCAUUGGUUGCCCGAGGUCCAGCACAUAUUUGAGCAAUUGAAACUUGCCUUCACCGCUGACCCAGUGUUGGCCCACCCUGACAUGGCACAAGCUUUCGUUGUGGAAGCCGAUGCCUCUAGUACAGUGAGUGGUGCGGUCCUCUCCCAGAGGCAUGGACCCAAGCGAAUACUGCAUCCCAUUGCCUACUACUCAGAGAAGCUCACACCUGCUGAGUGAAACUCUGAGAUCCUGGACAAGGAGCACCUGGCACUUAAGAUGGCCUUUGAAGAAUAGUAACACUACUUGAAAGAGCCUGUCAUUUGGUCCAAGUGUUUACAGAUGACAAGAACAUGGAGUACCUGGCGAGGCUAAGGCCCUGAAAUAAUGACAGCUCCAAUGGGCCCUAUUCUUCUCUUGCUUCUACUUUACCCUGACCUACAGCCCUGGAACCAGGAAAGGCAAGGCCCAGGGGCACCAUUUCAGAUUUGGGGGGGGAGGAGGGGUCAACUUUAACCAUGAUUCCAGGGGCUACUUAGGCACCUGAAAACUCUAGGGUUUUUUUGCAGAUAAUAACUUAGAAAUUAGC